UUUUUCUUUGGUUGGUUUGAUUUGGAGCUUAGAAUCUUUAAUUUAAUCACCGAUUAUUGAGUUGGACCUCCAAAUUCACACCACAGAAACAAAGUACUAGGACCCUUCUCCUCUUUUAUUAGUAGGCCACUGAAUUCAUUUGAGAACUAGCUCUUUUCUCUUUUUCCCCCACUCCCCCUCUUUCUCUUGGAAGACAUUGGCAUCAUCUUUUGACUUGAAAUCUCAUUUUUCAAACUUCAUAAACUACUGCAUCUGAAUUCCUGAAUUCUAGUUGUAUUUUUGUUGUCAAAGAUCCAGAUUUCAUUGAAAGUGUGUCAAACUGUCAAUUUCUAUGCUUCAUUGUCUUUCUUUUCACAUGUUUGAAGAUGAUUCUUUACAGAUCUCAUAGCUGAAAUCCCAGCUUAGGUUCUUGUUUUUCUUCCACAAUUUUGAUCAGGGUAUUGAUCUUUCUUUGUUCUUGCUCUGGAGUUUGGAUUCAGAAUGGCUUCUAAUUCAGUUGUAGUCACAAUUGAGAAGCCUAAUGAUUUCUCUUUAGUAGAGAUGAAUGGCACUGAUGCAUCAUUGCUGCCUGAUAAACAAAAGGCAGUCAGUCGCAAGCAAUUCACAUGGUUUCUUCUCCUCAAAGCUCACAGGGUUUUCACCUGUGUUUCUUGGCUGGCAAUGGCUUCUAAGGGCAUGCUUGCUUCAGUCAAGAAACGCAUUGUGGUAUCUGAUAUCAGUGAAGAAGAUAAGAGAAGCAGAAGGUUAUACAGAUUCAUCAAAGCUUUUCUUGCUAUCGCCAUAAUAGCUCUGGUUAUAGAAAUCAUUGCCCAUUUCAAGAAAUGGAAUUUGAUGCUGAUACAGCCUUGGGAGGUUCAGGGUCUUUUGCAGUGGUCAUAUAUGGCUUGGCUGUCUUUCAGAAUUGAAUAUAUUGCUCCUCUGGUGAUAAGUCUGUCAAAUUUCUGCAUUGUACUGUUCCUGAUUCAGUCUCUGGAUCGGUUAGUUCUUUGUCUUGGAUGUUUCUGGAUUAAGUACAAGAAGUUGAAGCCCCAGAUAGAUGGAGAGGUUUAUGACAUUGAAGACAGUUCAAGUUUCCCCAAGGUCCUUGUUCAGAUUCCUAUGUGCAAUGAGAGAGAGGUGUAUGCACAAUCAAUUGCCGCAGCCUGUCAAAUUGAUUGGCCAAAAGACCGGAUUCUAAUUCAAGUUCUAGAUGAUUCAGAUGAUGGAAACUUGCAGCUUCUGAUUAAAGAAGAAGUUUCCUCAUGGCAAGAGAAAGGAGUAAACAUAAUCUACAGGCAUCGAUUAAUCAGAACUGGAUACAAAGCUGGGAACCUUAAAUCUGCCAUGGCCUGUGACUAUGUCAAGGACUAUGAGUUUGUUGCUAUACUUGAUGCAGACUUCCAGCCUAACCCUGAUUUCCUCAAGCUAACCGUUCCUCACUUCAAGGGAAAUCCUGAGCUUGGCCUUGUUCAGGCUCGUUGGUCAUUCGUAAACAAGGAUGAGAAUCUGCUUACAAGGCUCCAGAACGUCAACCUGUGCUUCCAUUUUGAGGUGGAGCAGCAAGUGAAUGGUGUUUUCCUCAAUUUCUUCGGAUUCAAUGGGACUGCAGGAGUGUGGAGAAUAAAGGCUUUAGAGGAAUCUGGAGGGUGGCUUGAAAGAACAACAGUUGAGGAUAUGGACAUUGCAGUUCGAGCACACUUAAAUGGAUGGAAAUUCAUCUUCCUCAAUGAUGUCAAAGUGCUCUGUGAGUUACCAGAAUGUUAUGAAGCUUACAAGAAACAACAGCACCGCUGGCAUUCUGGUCCAAUGCAGCUAUUCCGUUUAUGUCUCCCGGCCAUCAUAACUUCCAAGAUAUCCAUGUGGAAGAAGGCCAAUUUGAUAUUCCUUUUCUUUCUUUUGAGGAAACUCAUACUUCCAUUCUACUCCUUCACAUUAUUCUGUAUCAUACUUCCAUUGACCAUGUUUAUACCAGAGGCUGAAUUACCAAUCUGGUCAAUCUGUUAUAUCCCCAUUUUCAUGUCUUUCUUGAACAUCCUCCCUGCCCCCAAAUCCUUCCCUUUCCUUGUUCCAUACCUUCUCUUCGAGAACACAAUGUCAGUCACCAAAUUCAAUGCUAUGAUAUCAGGACUAUUUCAGCUUGGAAGUGCUUAUGAAUGGGUGGUAACCAAAAAGACAGGUAGAUCCUCAGAAUCUGAUUUGUUAGCCUUAGCCGAGAGGGAAUCAAAGCCCCCAGGUGAGGAGAAGAUCCUCAGGAGACACUCUGAGUCUGGCCUGGAAUUGUUGAACAAGCUCAAGCAACAAGAACUCCCUCCUACAAAGAAGAAGAACAAGCUGUACAGAAAGGAGCUUGCACUUGCUUUUCUUCUCCUCACUGCUUCUGCUAGAAGUCUGCUAUCCGCACAUGGUGUUCAUUUCUACUUCUUGCUGUUCCAAGGGUUGUCUUUCUUGGUUGUUGGCUUGGACUUGAUUGGGGAGCAAGUCAGCUGAAAGAGAACAAGAUAGUUAUUUUAUUUAUUUUUUCAACUUUCAUCCCCCUUUUUGUGCUUAUACAGAGUUUGCAGUCUAUGUUAAACUCUUCUCCAGUUCCAUGGCUAUGAACCUGAAUUGGAACUGGAUACCAAGUUACCCAACACAGGUAGAAAACAGUGCUAUCUGAAUUAAUAGGUGAGAACACUAAUAAGAGUUUAUUUGUAUUUUUGGACAAUCAAAAUUAUAUACGUAAUCUGUGUAUGAAUGAAUAAUCAGUACCAAA
This is a messenger RNA of Rubroshorea leprosula, 2731 nucleotides long. The record is from the annotation of a GenBank genome assembly. Lineage: Eukaryota; Viridiplantae; Streptophyta; Magnoliopsida; Malvales; Dipterocarpaceae.